AUGGCCGUUGCCGACACUCGAUUCAAGCUCAACACUGGAGCAGAGAUCCCUGCACUGGGUCUCGGUACCUGGCAAUCCGCCCCCGGUGAGGUUGAGAAGGCUGUCAGCCACGCCAUCUCGGUGGGAUACAGGCACAUCGACGGCGCUUUCUGCUACCAGAACGAAAAUGAGGUCGGACAGGGAAUUAAGGAGGCCCUGGCCUCUGGAAAGGUGAAGCGGGAGGACCUUUUCGUUACCACCAAGCUGUGGUGCACUUAUCACAGCCGAGUGCAAGAGGCUCUGGACCAGAGUCUGAAGAACUUGGGCUUGGACUACGUUGAUCUGUACUUGAUGCACUGGCCAUUGGCCAUGAACCCCAAGGGAAACCACCCUCUCUUCCCGAAGCAUGAAGAUGGUUCUCGAGACAUCGACCACUCGCACUCUCACGUCCAAACAUGGAAGAACAUGGAGAAGCUCCUCUCUACAGGAAAGGUCAAGGCCAUCGGUGUCUCUAACUACAGCGUGCGUUAUCUGGAGCAAUUGCUUCCUGAGGCUACCGUGGUCCCUGCAGUCAACCAAAUUGAGAACCACCCCUCUCUCCCACAGCAGGAGAUUGUCGACUUUUGCAAAAAGAAGGGUAUCCAUAUUACCGCCUACAGCCCUCUGGGAAGCACUGGUAGUCCGCUGUUCACAGCGGAGCCUAUUGUUGAGGUCGCAAAGAGGAAGGGAGUUAGCCCCGCCACGGUUCUUCUCAGCUGGCACGUUGCCCGUGGAUCCUCCGUUCUCGCCAAGUCCGUCACACCUGCUCGUAUUGAGGCCAACCGCAACUUGGUUCAGCUCGAUGAGAAGGACAUGGCCACCAUUGCUAAAUACACCGAUGACCUCGCAGCCAGAAAAGCCUUCCAGCGCUUCGUCUACCCUCCCUUUGGUGUCGACUUCGGAUUCCCCGACAAGUCAUAA
Messenger RNA from Aspergillus bombycis, 939 nucleotides. RefSeq names its product putative glycerol dehydrogenase. The coding region runs from base 1 to 939 and encodes 312 amino acids. NCBI's taxonomy places the organism in Eukaryota, Fungi, Ascomycota, Eurotiomycetes, Eurotiales, Aspergillaceae. The record is from RefSeq and is a predicted model, not a curated record. Gene Ontology annotation, cellular component: cytosol. Gene Ontology annotation, molecular function: aldose reductase (NADPH) activity. The transcript has 4 exons.